AUGAAAGGGUUCUUCCAAUCCCAGAAUGCUGCUACUCAUGGGUUGAUCCUCGCAGGUUGUGUAUUACUUUUAAGUCUGGGUCAGUUUCCGAGCUGGGUCAGUGCGGAUGUCCACUACUACGAUUUUGUGUUGAAGGAGAUCAACGUGUCAAAACUCUGCUUAAAUGAUACCAUUUUAACAGUAAAUGGCUUCUUUCCUGGACCGGUAAUUCGAGUACGCAAAGGGGAUACUGUGUAUGUAAACGUGACUAACCAAGGACAUUACGGCGUCACCCUUCAUUGGCACGGGGUAAAGCAACCGAAAAACUCCUGGUCAGAUGGACCUGUAUUUGUUACACAAUGCCCAAUCCAACCGGGAGCGAACUUCACCUAUGAAGUCAUUUUCUCGGAUGAGGAAGGGACUCUUUGGUGGCAUGCUCACAGUGACUGGACACGGGUGACUGUUCAUGGCGCAAUCGUCAUCUUACCUGAGGAAGGAACAACGUAUCCAUUUCCAGAGCCCGACGGAGAAGAGGUGAUUGUACUAGGUUCUUGGUAUAAUGGGGAUUUACACAAGGAGAUAAACGAGGACUUAGAGACCCAUGCCGACAUUCCCCAUUCAAAUGGUUACUUAAUUAAUGGAGAACUUGGAGAUUUUGCUAAUUGUUCCAGAGGAACCACAUAUCGUUGGUCAGUUGAUUAUGGAAAGAGGUAUCUUUUGAGGAUAGUCAAUGCAGUGGUCGAUGAUGAGCUCUUUUUUGCAAUUGGCGGACAUAACAUCACAGUCGUCGGGUGGGAUGGAUCAUAUGUAAAGCCUGUGGAGACGAGCUAUAUCAUGUUAAGUCCAGGAAAUACGAUGGAUGUUCUUCUCACGACAAACAGGCCUCCCGGUCGCUACUACAUGGCCAGCAGACAAUUUUUGACUGAAAGUCGGGACUCACCAGACGGUUAUAUUGGUUCCGCAAUCAUAGAAUACACAGGAGACUACAACUUCUCAUUCCCCAAUUUUCCAAACUACCUGCCUCAGAGUCGAGACAUGAAAGCCGCGAUGACAUUUACGAGCUUGAUCAAAAGCCUGGCAAAUGAGGAUUAUCCCAUAAGUGUCCCAAUGAACAUAACGACAAGGAUGUUCAUAACGGUGUCAAUGAGCGAGCUUUGCAGUGAUCGUAUGGAUUGUAAUAUCACCGCAGGAUCGGGUAACAUUCUAGCCUCGAGCAUGAAUAACAUCAGCUGGGUCAAUCCAACGGUCGACAUCCUCCAGGCUUAUUACAGGAAUAUAAGUGGUUACUACACGACGGAUUUCCCGGAUUGGCCUUUGAUCAUGUAUAAUUUUACCAAGGAUAGCUAUGACUAUAAUGUUUCAAUAACUGAUCAAGGGACAAAAGUUAAAGUUUUGAACUACAAUGAAUCGGCGGAGAUAGUUUUUCAAGGAACCGCUCUUUUGGGUGGCGCAUCCGUUCACCCUAUGCAUAUGCAUGGGUACGGGUUCUACGUGGUAGGAAUGGGUGAAGGAAAUUUCAACAAUGAGACAGAUCCUCUAACAUAUAAUCUGGUCGAUCCCCCAAAAGCUAAUACUUUUAUUGUCCCCAGAAACGGAUGGCUAGCUAUUAGAUUCGUCGCAAAUAAUCCAGGUGUCUGGCUUUGGCAUUGUCAUUUGGAGCGGCAUCUCACAUGGGGUAUGGAUGUGGUUUUCAUAGUGAAGAAUGGAGACACUGAAGAAACAAGCCUUCGUCCACCCCCUCCCUAUAUGCCUCCUUGUACUGGUUAUCCAAACAAUAUCUUGACCAAGAAACGGAGCUAUGUUGGGGAUGACCAGGAUUACCUUUAA
Molecule: messenger RNA, 1806 nt
Organism: Punica granatum (pomegranate)
Lineage: Eukaryota; Viridiplantae; Streptophyta; Magnoliopsida; Myrtales; Lythraceae
Source: RefSeq, a predicted model, not a curated record